Pistacia vera is the source of this 891-nucleotide messenger RNA. RefSeq lists its product as uncharacterized. Lineage: Eukaryota; Viridiplantae; Streptophyta; Magnoliopsida; Sapindales; Anacardiaceae. The record is from RefSeq and is a predicted model, not a curated record. The coding region runs from base 1 to 891 and encodes 296 amino acids. The transcript has 2 exons.
AUGAUAGCUCUCAUUCAACGAGACUUGUUCUUACUGGAAAAUCAAAUUCCCUUUCAACUCCUCAAUGAAUUGAGCUUCGAGUCCAAAUUCGGAGACGAAAGCAGCAAACAGACAAUGUUCAAUAAGUUUGUUACACAAAUUCGUAGUCUUCCUCCUCAAAGUUACAAGAACAACAUAAAUAAUUUUCUUAGUAAUUUAGCUUUUGGGGGAAGAAAAGGUGUACAAGAUGUGAAUGUAAUAGCAGGAAAAUUUGAGUCUGAACCUGCUCAUCUUCUAGACCUCAUUCGCACCAAUCUCUUCGACAAAACCGUUUUGACUCAACCGCCUCCUCGCGAUUGCAGUGACUGGUUUUCAUACCGGUCAGCGAAGGAGCUCAAUGCGGUAGGAAUCCACUUCAGGUCUAGCAAAACUAACAGAUUCACAGACGUUGCUUUUCAAUCCGGGUAUCUCGCAGGAUUCCUGAAACUUCCACCAAUAUACAUUGAUGAUUCAACAAAGUCCAUGCUGCUAAACAUGGUAGCAUACGAGUCCAGCCUCAAUGGUCCUGACGAUUUUGGAGUUUCUUCAUACAUAUGCCUGAUGAAUUCGCUUCUAGAACAUGCGGAAGAUGUAAAGGAGCUUCGGUCAAAAGGUAUACUUCUGAAUUUUCUGGGUAGCGAUCAACAAGUUGCUGAUCUUUUUAAUGAGAUAGCUGAUAAUUUAGUGUCACACCCGCAUGCAUAUGCGGUUGUUAAAAAUGGAAUAGAAAAGCAUUACAAAAACAGGUAUUGGAAGCAGCGUCAAUGGUCACUAAUUCUUGAAGAUGAUGUUGCUUCACCUGGUGUGACUACUAUUGAUGAUGUUCAUGAAUUAGAGAAGGGUGGACUUCGUGCGAUCGAUUUUAAUGAAUGA